Exophiala oligosperma is the source of this 941-nucleotide messenger RNA. Its product is annotated as ribosomal protein S18. Gene Ontology annotation, cellular component: mitochondrial small ribosomal subunit; ribosome. The record is from RefSeq and is a predicted model, not a curated record. Gene Ontology annotation, biological process: mitochondrial translation. The transcript has 3 exons. The coding region runs from base 44 to 544 and encodes 166 amino acids. NCBI's taxonomy places the organism in Eukaryota, Fungi, Ascomycota, Eurotiomycetes, Chaetothyriales, Herpotrichiellaceae. Gene Ontology annotation, molecular function: structural constituent of ribosome; small ribosomal subunit rRNA binding.
AUUACCUACUUCGACAACGAGCUAUAGACGAAAAGCAAGCGCCAUGUCCCUGCGAUUGGGCUCCAACUUGGGGCUAGAGCUACGGCUGGCAAAGCCGCAGCCACUGCGACAGUCCUUUACUCUGAUACCUACGAGAAGUGCAACGCGGCUCGCUGUACACAGCAAAGAUGACCAAAAGGCACAGGAGAGCCUAGCAUUGUCGAGACAAAUGACGCGAACCUGGAAAGUUGGCGAUGUUUACGCUCCUCACGAUUUGAGUGGUGCCGAAGCUCGAAAGUGGAAGCAACGAACGCGGCCUACGACUGAUGUCUUUGACGCCCUAUCGGUGAAUCCCCUGAGCUUGUACAAGAACUUUGCAAUCAUGUCUGAAUACAUGACCGAGAUGGGUCGAAUUCGACACUCCAGCUCUACCGGCUUGCGACCAGUCAAUCAAAGAAAAAUCGCAAAGGCUAUCCGACGGGCGAUAUCACUAGGUUUAAUGCCCUCGGUCCACAGACAUCCUGAAAUAUUGAAGGCCCAAUUACAAAAGCGGAAAGUUGGUUAAUACAGCCAUUAGGCACGACAGGAAUACACCAAUCCCACAACGAAAACACACCGAUACAACUAAAUGCACCGAGAAGAGGCGGGAAGAGUCUGCUAGCAGAACCGCUGCACUUGAGACCGAACAUAUACAAGCUAUACGGAGCGCAGGGAAGAUGCCAAGAGCAGGCAGACCAUCUCCAGAAACACUUGAAUGUGUUGAUCUUGCGGCCAAAGAUACAAAGAGUUCUUUUGAGUCGGGAGAACGGCAAAAUGAGCUCAAAAGAGAUUAUCUGUACGAGUACGGUGUACCAUAGUUGUAACUAUUUGGGAACGCAGAGUGGCUCCGAAAUUGGUCAGAGCCAUGUCUACUAGCAUUCCUAUGUACAAAUUUAGCGAUAGAAUUAAAGCGACCAUCUCAC